Molecule: messenger RNA, 9117 nt
Organism: Mya arenaria
Lineage: Eukaryota; Metazoa; Mollusca; Bivalvia; Myida; Myidae
Product: zinc finger protein with KRAB and SCAN domains 1-like
Exons: 6
Coding region: 132-1631 (499 amino acids)
Biological process (GO): regulation of transcription by RNA polymerase II
Cellular component (GO): PcG protein complex; transcription regulator complex
Molecular function (GO): RNA polymerase II cis-regulatory region sequence-specific DNA binding; DNA-binding transcription factor activity, RNA polymerase II-specific
Source: RefSeq, a predicted model, not a curated record
AAAAUAUAAACAACUCUUCAAGCCAAUAAAAUGGAGGCGAUAUCAUAAUUGAUCAUUUAAUUAAAAUUCUAAAUUCAUAAAAUUGCAGCUAACAUUAUAAAGACAUAUCAGUGAGAAGUAACACUGUGGACAUGAAUGCCUCACAGAUGGAACAGGAGGUCCUUCGGGAGAUUCCUGGGUAUAAGGCCAUUCUGAAGUCAGUCCUCAAGUCUCAGAUACAAUUCCUGAUGGAACAGAUGUCUGACCAGACAGGAGAGGAGUCCGUGGUGUUGACUGCCAGUAUCCACGAUGGUUCCAUGUGUGCCCUGGGCUCGACCACGGGGCGGGGAUUCAUGGACGGGAAAGACGAGAUAAAGGCCCAGUUUCUGGGAUACUGCAUCAAGAGUAGGAGUGAUAAUGAUAGUCAGCAUCAUAAGGCCUCAUCAGAUGUUGAUCUUACAUAUCAGCGCAGCCGGAACCUCCUGCCUCCCUCGCGGAGACCCAAACCCCGCCUCCGUCCAGGCCCUUAUUCCAUCCCCUCCCCCGGAACCAGCACCCCUGUGGGCUCCCCGAAUCCAUUCCAGCUGUCCUCACCUCCGAAUCACGGCAGUAACCAAAGUAACACAGCUGGCACUGGAAGUAUUAAGCCAGAUCCAGAGUCAGGAGACAUGCUCGUCGAUUCGGUUUCCGGUGACAACAAUAAUGACCAAUCGGGUGACGAUAAGUCAGAGAGUGGAGGGGUAUCGACCAAUCAGGAUGAAGAAUCUGGUAACCAAGGCAACCAGAAAUCACAGAAGGUCAAGGAAGGGGAAGACGGGGGUGACGCUGGGGAGUGGGAUAGUAACUAUGAUUCCGCACAGGGGGAUGACUCGAAUACUGAGCAAGAUCCAAAUGGUUUGGAGUCAGCUACUUCGCAGGCAUCAAACUUGGGAGGAAUUGCAUUUCCGGGACUCAAUAAUGCACACUACGACUUCACGAAAACCCUUCCCGAUAUUUCCUCGGCGGAACUAAAGAACGUUCUUUACCAAGGAUUAACGCAGGAUACCUCAGCUGCCAGUAACGGCGUGUCUCUCUCUCCUGGAGCGAAUCUUGGGCCGUACGAUCUGGUACCUCGAAAACGGGGCCGUCCACGUAAGGAUUCAUACCUCUAUAUGAACGAGGCUAGUCAAAACACCUCAGUUGCUAUGGAAUCACCCUCCACGACCUUGACCUACACCAAUGCAACAGACCAAGCAGCAUCUGGGUCUGAAGCGGAAGUUCAAGGUCAAGGUCAAAUUCCAGUUCAGCAGUUUAGAAGAGGCCGUCCAAGGAAAGAGUACGAAAAUCUCCCGCCAGGAGUAAUUCAUCCCACGGGUAUAAGUAUUGGCAACGGGUAUGUGAAGUGCAACAUAUGCGGUAAGAUUCUUAAGGGAACGUCCAUGUUCACACACAAGCAGGCACAUCUGGGAAUUCGUAACUACAGCUGCAACUACUGUGGUAAAUCCUUCACACAGAAGGGUCCGCUGAUCACGCACGAGCGGGUACACACAGGAGAAAAGCCGUAUUCUUGUAAUAUGUGCGGGAAAAGCUUCUCGGCACAUAGCGGUCUUUACCAGCACAGGCGACGUUGUUCACGGCAGUCUCAGUUUUCCCAAUUUAAUAUAACUAUGUAAUUGAAUCGAGGCUUUGGAAUAUGGUGGUUUCCCGGAAUUUAAAACUUUUGGUGAUUGUUUGUGGUUUGUGUUUUUUAGAUAGAAUUGGACAAAAAUAAGAUGUUUAGACCUCUGUGGACAUAAGGUUUGGAUUGUCUUAACUUUGAGGAUAAUCUGUGUUUACAUUUAUUAGGGGGAAAAUUUGCGUUGAAAUUUUUCUUGUCAAUUCUUCAAAUGCUAAAAGUCUAUAAAGGAAAUACCGUGUCUAACUUUGAACUAGGAAUACCAUUUUACUCUGAAAUAAUUGUUUCCUCAAGUGUCGAAGUGUGUGGACAGUUCUUUUGGACUGAAACCACUUUGUACAUUUUAGCUAAAGGCAUAUAGGCAAAUUGUGAAACUGUGUAGCUACCAUGCUUAUCAUAAAUGUAUGGUCUGAUGUCUUCAAGUUCAAGUCUGAGGUUUACAUUGAAGUAUUGUAAACUGAAGUUUGGCUUGAAACAAACUGUGAGUGAUUUAUCUUUGGUGUAGAAAUUUUCGCUAGAAGAAAUCUCCCCAAGACAAAUAGGUUGUACUUUUUUCUGGUCUCAAAUCUUGGAAUCAAAGCUGCACUUUUACAGAUUGACCGUUUUAACAUCUUAUUUUAUUUUUUGUCUUUGAAAGAGCAAGUUUUUGUGUAAAUGUCUGAAAACCAGUGAUAAAAGGCUGCUGGCAAAAAUUAGGUCACAGUCUUCGUAUGAAAGUUCGAAAAUAGAUAUUUACUGCUAAAAGCGUUUCUAACACUUAAGUAAAAUGAGUUUUUCAGCAGUUUUUCAAACAUUUGAAAGAUGUUCUAUGGUUAGUUAUUCUAAAUGAAUGGAUUGAAAGCUUUGAUGCCAAAACCAGCUGAUUCUGAGACAAAAUGAAAAGAAAAGGCAAAACUGUCAAUCUGUGAGAGUGCAGCUUUAAAAUUUCUCUAUUACUAUAUCUGAUAUGUUCAUUGACAUGUACAUGUAUCUCGUGUGUUUUUAUACAUGUACAUAAAUAUACAUGUAUGCAAUUAAUAUGAAUGUAUUACAAUAAUGUGUUUAACAUAGUCCAUGGCAUUAUACAUCGUCAUAAAUCACAAAAAUGAACAACUUCUAUUUUACACCCAUCCCACCAUUGUAUUUAUUUUUUCCGUCAUUUUACCCACAAUUGUUAUUUUUUUAUCAUAAUAAUUGAUAUGGUACUUCGAACUGGUCGUAUUUUUAGACCUGAAUAAUCUUGUGGCAGCAAUAACAUGAGAGACAUGUCCACUGCUAAUAUACUGGUAAACUAUUUUUAUAUAUGCCAUCUAUCACUUGAUGUUUCUUGUUUUGAGUGUUAUACAACCAUUAUGUAUUUUGUUAUAUUAUUCUAGUGUAAUGUAACCUGACAAUGAAGUCAUUACGCUUUACUAAUAAUAUACAUUGUGAUUUUUUUUUAAAUGGAUAUGAUUGACAUUUUUUUUGCAAAAAAUGAGUCGUGUGAUAAAAGCUAUUUCUCAUUCGUUGCAAUUUAAAAUAUACUUUAAUGGUUCGCUUUUAAUUUUUUUUUCGAAACUCGUUAUCAAAUUACUUUGUAUUAAAUGGCAAGGAAUGUGAGAUGCUAUAAAGUCCUUAUCUAUUUCUUUAUUGAUUAAUGCUGUUAAUUCCUUUAAAGAAUGGUAUUUUUUAUACUUAAUAGUGUGGAUGCAUGGUCCAAUUUCUAUGCACAUUAUAAUAAGGUUUUUGAACAUAUUCGAUUUUGUCUGAUACCUGUAUUUUUUGAAGGUGUUUUGUAAUAUUUAUAUUUAGGCAUGUGAAAAAUGGGGCCAUCUUAUCAAUGAUCAUUAGACUGUUCUUAAUUCUUGUGACAACAGGGAUAUUUGCCUUUACGCGAAGUUAAUGAGGUUUUGCAAAUAAAACGUUUAAUUAUGUAGUGACACUCACUUACAAAUUUAACAAGAUCUCGUUGUACAGUAGUUGAUUAGAUGACCCCAGAUUGUUUGAUAUUGUGUCUCUAUAUUAUCUCAAGACUUAAAGCUGGUCAAGUUCAUCUGCUUUUAUAAACAUAUUUAAACACACAUAUGUGAUACUCUUCUCCUGUAAUUGUACAUUGAUAACAAGAUUAGUAUUACAGUUGAGAGAAAAUGGGAAAAAAUAUUGUGACGAAAAGGAAAUACAUUAUAAAAAGUUAAAAUGUUCAUAUUUCCAGUUUUAUUUAUUGAAAGGUAAUGCUACAUAAAUGAUAUGCAUUAGUAACAAAUAUAUAUAUAUUAGACCUUUGUUUAAACAAAGCCUCAGCGGCGGAAAUUUCCCACAUGCAUUUUGUGGCCACCUGUCUUAAGCAGCCACUUUGACCUUUUCCAAAAGGUGGCCACUUAAUACAGGUUUGACAGUAUAUCUAAAAAUGGACUUUUUUUUUAAGCCAGAAGCUGAAUAUCUAGAUUUUUUGUAUUGUUGUAUGGAUAGAUUUUGAAUUGACUUUAGUAUUUUUGUGAUGCUUUUAAAAAAUUCUGACACAUAGGUAUCUUUUGUGAUGCUCUUUAAAAUGAACUUGACUGGCCUUAAGUGAAAUCUAUAAGUGACAUGUGCAUGCUUUCUGUAAAAGCAAAUAAUUGACUUUUGAAACUUGUGCAAACUUUUAUAGUUUAUAAAAGAAUUAAUGUAACUCCAUAUCUGUCCCAACAUUUUUUGGAUUUGUAUGAUAUUAAGCCAUUUUCUAUUGCCUUACAGGGUCUGGUGUCCAAAGUAAUGACUAUUUUACUGUUAUGAGAAUGUUGUUUUUUUAUUCCGGUAUAUUGGGAAACCUCAUUGCGGUAUAUUGAGAAACCUCAUUGCGUUGAAUAGUUGUAAUUUAUGUUGACAUAAGUAGUACUGUGACCUUGGUUUGCCAGGCCAGCUACGAUUUUCAAAUUAAAUGAUAUGUAUACUAGAUGUAUUUUGUGGCCCAAGUGAAGUUUUUGGUCAUUAUAUGUUAUAAUAUACUUUUGGUAAUGAAAACCUAACUUGUAUGACUGAAAGGUUGUCUCCAUUUUGAUGAGUUACAAAAAAAGUAUAUGAAAACUUGUAACCCUGUUAUUAGAAAAAAAGUUGCUGAUAAGUCAUGACAUGGUUUACAAGACCUCGUAACUUACAACAGCUUCAAGACAACGAGAAAAAUGUAUACUACAAUCUUAAGAGAGAAGUCAGACUUACAAUGAUUUGGAGACACUGACCAUCUGACCAUUAGAGGGCCAUUUCAUUAAGAAUCCAUCAAACAAUUUUUGUAAUAGGAUGGAUUUAAAAUGGUGCUGUACUACAGUUGAAAAAUCUAUCCUAGGAACAAAAUGGCUCCUGGGAUUUUUGAUGAAAAGGGUUCAAGGAGAACAACUUGUUUAUUGUUAUCCAAUUAUUUUAAGGAAUGUUUUAUGUUAAGACAUCAAUAGUGAGUACCUGCAUGUGAACAAUUUUAGACGUUGAUCUUGUUAGAAUAUACAUGUAUGAUUUGUAUUAGAAUAGUUACAAUAAUUGUGCUUUUUACUUUCGUGAUAAAAUUAAAUUUUUUCAUAUGCAUGACCUGCUAAAUUUUUAAUGGAAUUUUGAAAAAUUAUAAUCUUAAUUGCUUUGAGUUCAUCAAAAUGGUUUCAAUCUGGAUUCAAAAAAAUAAUUAAAAUGAAUAUAAUGUAAAAAACAACAACAUGCAAUAUUUGACAAUAUGUAUUUGUGUAAUUUUAAAAGGUGAUUAUGGUUCACAAAGUCACUUCUACCCAAGACAUCCUGGGUCACCAAGCUGGACAAGUGGGUUUUCUCCAGGUGCUCCGGUUUCUCCCAUAACACAACAUGUUGCCAAAGAGAGUGAUUUAGGAUAAGUUAUCAUAAUGUUCUUCUCAAUCUUAAAUAUAUAUAUAACCUACAUUGUAGAUGUAAAGAAUAUUUCUCUCAGAAAUGGUGCAUAAGCGAUGACCCGGUACAUGUUUUUACUUCAGUAAUACUGAACUUGUUUUAAGGUCUUAAUCAAAUUGUUGUUUUGUUUCAGUCAUGUUUACAAUAAUUGAUCUGAAUAAUUAUAUACAUUUAUAACAGAUUUUUGAAACUGAAUUUUAUGAACAAUGUAUACUAUUAGACUUGUGUAAAUAAUUUCUGUGUUAUACGAUUUCAUGUCACAUGUUGUUGUUAUAAAUAACUUACAUUUUUUCUGACCACCGUUUUUGCCAUGUUGUAUAUAUACAUAUAUAUUGUAUAUGUAGUUUAGUACUAUACAAUGUUUGGAUUUCACCUAUUUGUGUGUAAUUAUCUCUUCGGGUUUUUUUGUUUAUCGAAAAAUGUUUAGGUAUUAUGAUAGCAUUAAGGUAAUCAUCAUCAGCGUUGGUGGCAUUAUGCAAAAAGUUCUCAAACUUGGCCAUAUUUUGUAUGCUUUUCAAGAUAUUUAAAUGAAUCUUGGUUGUUGCAAAAGACUAUUAACAGAUAUUUAAAACAACAAACAAGCGUUUUCUCCACAAAAACAACAAAGAAGAGUUUUCUCCACGUUAGUUGUAUACUAUACAUGUACUUAAUUCUAUAGAAUUAAAGGACAUUCUUACUACUUUGCCUUGAAGAAUUCAGUCAUGAUUAGUGUCUCUUAAAGGAUCUAGACACCAAUUGCUACCAAUGCAAGAAAAAAAGAAAUUUGUCAAAAACUUGACAAUAAAUAAAAUUGAUAUUGUUGUGUACAAGGCAUUAUCUUAAAUCUUACUUACUGAUGUAUCAUAGCGCUUACGACACAUGUAUCUUCUCAGUUUUUGAUUAUUUUUCAGUUCUAAAUUGACUGGGUUUGUUUACCAUAUAAAUCCCAGGAAGUUUAAAAAUAGCAUCGGCAUAUGGAGCUGAACUUAUCAUGUGACUUUCACAUGCUAAAUAUACACUGUGUGACACUAUAAACUUGGGAAACCAUUAUGGGCUAUUUUUAAAUGGGUAAACUCCGCUAAGACAGCGACAACAUAUUCUUAUAAUCAUGUAAAUAAUGUAUCAUGGGCCUCAUACUAGCCCCCCUUGAUAAUUCUUGGCUUGCUUUGAGGAAAUACUGUAUUUGCUGAUUUUUGGACCAUCUGGUGUCUAGUCCCUUUAACAAAACCAUAUCAUAAUCAUCAUUAUUGUCUGUUUCACAACCAUUUAUUUAUAAAAUAUUCUUACUUAUCUUAAUAAUGUUUUAUGUCCGAAUACAUAUAUUUGAUAAAAAAAAAAUAAACCGAGGUAUUUUUAUUACCUUUUACAUGUUAAUAUGGGUACUCAUUUCCAAAGACACUUCAUUCAUAUAGAGUGCAAUAUAAAUUCACAAAGGUUCAGGAAUAUAUCAUAUACUUUUACUCAUGCUUAAGCAAAUUAAAAUAUUUCUCCUCCCACAGACGACCGGAAAAAAAUCGGACUUAUUUUGUUGUUAAAAGUAUGUUUAUAUUUUAUUUUUGUUGGUACAAUCCAGCUUCCAAUAACCAAUCUUUGUUAAAUUAGCAUUCAUGUUUAUUUUCUUGCUCGCGAGAAACUUUUAUAAUUUUUAUAGAAAAAUAUUUGUGUUUGACCAUACACAUCUUUAAUAAGUGAAAAGGUAUAGCAUGUCAUGUUUCUGCAUUUUUGGGCUCAAAAUCAAAUCAGAAAAAAACAGUUAAUAGGUGUAAAAAACACAGGGCAGAAAUUGUGGAAAAAAAAUCAAGUAAAAUCUUAUUUCAUUGUUAAAGUUUUAAUUUCAUUUCACCCUGAAAUCAGCCUAAAUGUUUUUGAAAAAAGAUAAAUACUUCUAGUUCUAUAACAUGCAGGCAAUUAUGUUUCUACAGGCAAUUAUGUUUCUACGAAAAAUAAAAUCAUUUCAAGACAGUGCAGUAUUUCAAUUUACACAUAUGAUAGGAAUAAAUCAUGUUAUCGAAAACUCGUUCUUCUAGACCUAAAACAGAUGAUUUUCUGUGAAAUUUUCAUUGGUUACUUCAUUUAAUCAAAUUUUCCUAAAGUAGAAUCUUUACUUAAGAAAGCGAUAUUAUAAAUUUUGUAUUUAUUACUGUGUUAGAGCUGUAGAAAUAGGUUAAUGCUUUUCUGUCAGAUAAAAAAUGCCAACAAUUUUCUUGAAUUUAUAGGCCAGUAUGAAAAGAAUGUCAUUUUGCUGGAAAUAAGUUUCUGAAAACUUUCGUAUUUUUUUUAUCGCUUUUUGUAGUCCUUUCAUUUUAAGCAUCAAAUUAUAAAAUCAAAAUAUUGUUUUGUGAUUUGUCCAAGCAAUAUAGUCAUGUUAAAGUCAGUAUUGUCAUUAUGUGUGUAUUAGUAUUCCCAUAGUAGAUUUGUAUAGUAUUUUUCCUUUAUUUUAGCUAUCUGAUUUGAUAUAAUGAACGCGAAGAUAGCUUUAAGAAUUCUGUACAUAGAUUUGAACACAUUAAUCCACCCUUAUACCAUUGAAAUGCGUAAAAAAAAUUCAUUUUGCCUAAUUUUAACCUACCACUAGUGAAUCCAUUCGGCAAAACGACCCCCCCCCCCCUACCCCACCCCACCCCUCUGACUUCCUUUAAAGUUGUCUCAUGUCAAACGUUAAUGUCUAUUUUGCAGGGGGCGUUCCUAAAAUGCCCGCUAUAUUUGGAGCCUAUAUUUUUGGUUGAUCGGGUUUGGGGUAGCACGCAUAAUGGGUCGUUCACCCUGAGCUUACACCUGUCUAAUGUAAAAUUCUAAAACCACUAAAUCUUAUAACAAAAAAUAACUUGGAUGACUUAAUAAUAUGUUGUUUUAGAUAUAUUACAAGAAUUUGAUAAGACUUGAAUUUAACAACCCAUUGUCAUCUCUGCUGUAUGAUCAAUACUUGCAAAUUUCAAUUACAAUGUCAUUUAACAAAUACCAAAAGUGACUAAUAAUCUUCAAAAAAUAUUUUAUUGAAUUAAGUUGUUUUUGUUUGUUUUUUUUCCAUAAAUUGUAUGAUUUGUUUAUUUCAUAAGAAAGUUAUAAGGAAUAAUUUCACAUGUGAGUGAUUUCUUAACCUUCCUGCCAUCCAAUGUUUGUUCAUUUCAUAGGACUUUCUCAUCAAAUUUUGAAAACAACAAACAUUCCAUUUUCUUAAUAGUUGUUAUGAAUAUUUUUUUUAAUUUAAAAGCUUGUCUGAUUUUCAAAGUGUAAAAGCCUUGGCAUUGUUGUUGAAGGCAUUGUUGCUUAUAAAAAUUGUACACUUUGCCAUAACUCAUGAACGACCAAGCUAUUAAAAUGAAACUUGGUAAACAUGUUCCUCAGAACUUUAUUGAUUUUCUAGAAACCAUUUUUUUUCUUUUUGUCAUUAUAAUCUUUUCAAGAUUGUUUUUUUUGUGAUUUAUUAACAUUUUGUUAAGCUGCUGUUAUGCAAGAGUAGAUUUUUUUUCUUUUGAAAAACUGUCGUUGUUAUUUAGUUUACAAUAUCUGAACAAUUUGUAACAUUAAGUGAUGAUUUUUGUUGUGAUAUUUAGUUGCCAUAUUAUCAAUAUUUUGCAAUGAAAUAACAUUGAUCUUGUGCAUGUAAAUAGUAGUUGAGUAGAUAUUUCAGAAAAAAAAAUGUGAAUAAUAAACAUUUUCUUAUA